Messenger RNA from Pygocentrus nattereri (red-bellied piranha), 5650 nucleotides. It is a transcript of the gene trpm2, whose product is annotated as transient receptor potential cation channel, subfamily M, member 2. Gene Ontology annotation, molecular function: ligand-gated calcium channel activity. The transcript is spliced from 32 exons. Lineage: Eukaryota; Metazoa; Chordata; Actinopteri; Characiformes; Serrasalmidae. The record is from RefSeq and is a predicted model, not a curated record. Gene Ontology annotation, cellular component: membrane. Bases 62 to 4444 code for a protein of 1460 amino acids. Gene Ontology annotation, biological process: calcium ion transmembrane transport.
AAAGCCUCACUUUCCCAGCUUCCUUCUUUCUCUCUUUAUCUUUCACUCUUUGUGUGUGAGUAUGGGAGAUGCAGCAGUGGAGCCUGCGUUGGUGCAGACUCUAGCAGUGAGUGUGGUUAAAAGCUCCAGAUGCAUUUCUCUAUCUCCUUCUUUCCAGCGCUGCUCCCUGUCCUCCUGGAUUCAAGAGAACAUUAAGAAGAAGGAGUGCUGCUACUUUGUGGAAGAUGGCAGAGAGGGGAUUUGUAUGUGUGGCUACCCAAAGGUCCACCACACUGAUGAGGCCAUCAAACCAGAGGAAUUCAUGGGGGAGCAGUGGGACCAACAGAGGCAUGUUAGAGAGGUCCCCACUGAUGCAUUCGGUGACAUCAACUUUGGAGGAAUCAGACAAAAAACAGCAAAGUAUAUUCGUGUAUCUUCAGAAACAUCUGCUGAGGUGUUGUACCAGCUGAUGACAGAACGUUGGAAGCUCAACCCCCCAAACCUGUUAAUCUCAGUGACAGGUGGAGCCAAAAACUUCUACAUGAAGACCCACCUGAAGGAUAAGUUCCGCAGAGGGCUAAUUAAGGUGGCCCAGACCACAGGUGCUUGGAUCCUGACAGGUGGCACACACACGGGUGUGAUGAAGCACGUCGGGAGUGCGGUGCGAGACUACACCCUCAGCAGCAACUCUGUAGACGGACAGAUUGUGGCAAUUGGUGUGACUACCUGGGGGAUCAUCCACAACCGGCAUGGUCUUGUCCAUUCUGAGGGUCGCUUUCCUGCUCAUUACUAUCUGGAUGAGCAGGGUCAGGGCCGUCUCUCCUGUCUGGAUGUUAACCAUUCUCAUUUCCUGCUGGUGGAUGAUGGUACACAGGGCCAUUAUGGGGUUGAGAUUGAUGUUCGUGGUAGGCUGGAGAAACUGAUCUCUGAGCAGCCUCUGGGAAACAAAGAAAGUGGUGUGAAGAUUCCAGUCGUGUGUGUGGUGCUGGAUGGUGGACCUGGAACUCUAAAUACAAUCUACAACUCUAUGAUGAACAGCACUCCAUGUGUUAUUCUGGAAGGGUCUGGGCGCUUAGCUGAUGUCAUCGCUCAUGUGGCUGGUCUACCCUUGUUGAAGGUCACUCUGGCUCUGAUCCAUCGACUGCUGAAGAGGUUUUUCGCAGAGGAGUACGAGUCCUUCUCUGAGAUCAAGAUCAUUGAGUGGACCAAGAAGAUUCAAGACAUUGUUCGAAUGCCGCAGUUACUGACAGUGUUCUGCAUCGACGAGGAGAAAAACAGUGACCUGGAUGUGGCCAUUCUCCAAGCUUUUCUAAAAGCCUCCCGUAGCAGUGUCAGUGUGGGCAAGCAGAAACGGGAGAGACAGCUAGAGCUGGCUGUGGCCUGGAAUCGUGUGGACAUUGCAGAGAGUGAGAUAUUUACUGAAGAAAGUCACUGGAAGUCCAGUGACCUGCACCAGGCCAUGUUCUCUGCACUGGUGGGCCAUAAAUCCGAGUUUGUGCGUCUUCUGCUGGAGAACGGAGUGUGCAUCCGCCAGUUUCUCCAUCAUCAAGACACCCUUCAUGAGCUGUAUACACACCUGCCCAGCUGCCUUUUCUUGCGCAAACUGGCCAAGCGCGCUCCAAGGGGCACUAAAAUUGCACUCAACCAUGUGUCGGAUGAAGUGCGUCACCUGCUGGGCAGUUUUACUCAGUCGCUGUACGUCCCAGCAUCACCCUGUCAGAGAGUAGCAAAACCUAACGAUGACAUCUGUUUAACUGUGCCAGCCAAAGGCCACAGCGUGGAGCUGCCAUGCUUUGAGGAGAAGAGAGCUCCAGACACUGUAUGGGACCCAGGCAGAGACCUUUUCCUCUGGAGUGUGCUGCAGAACAAGAGAGAGCUGGCAGAAAUCACUUGGGAACAGUGCAGUGACUGUAUGGCUGCUGCUCUGGCUGCCAGUAAGAUCCUGAAGAAGCUUGCUGAAGAGGGAGGGGAUAAUGGAGAGGAAACUGAAUCUAUGCGAGAACUCGCCAAACACUAUGAGAAACGAGCCAUCGGUGUGUUCAGCGAGUGUCAUAGCAAUGAUGAACAGAGAGCUCAGAAGCUGCUGACUCGAGUCUCGCCAUCUUGGGGCGGGGCAACCUGUCUGCGCCUCGCCCUCGAGGCUGAUGACAAGAGCUUCAUAGCUCACUCAGGGGUCCAGGCCCUGUUGACUCAGAUCUGGUAUGGGGAGAUAGCUGUGGAUAACCCACAAUGGAAGCUCCUGCUCUGCAUGGUUUUCUUUCCACUUAUCUACACCGGAUUUUUGGCCUUCAGGCGAGAUGAGGCCAUGCGAAGAGAAGCGGAGCGGACAGAAGAGGAGAAGCUGGUGAUGGACUCUGUCACUGGAUUCUGUGCUGAUGACAGAGACAGACCUCAGAAUCGUGACCAAUCUCAGAAGUCUCACGUACGUCCUCUGAACUGUUGGACGCGGCUGAUGGGUCUGUUCACCUGCCCUCAGGUGAAGUUCUACUGGAACAUCGCCUCCUACUUUGGUUUCCUCUGCCUCUUUGCUGUGGUGCUAAUGACAGACUUCCAGCCUUCACCAUCCUGGAAGGAGUUCCUACUGUAUGUGUGGCUGAUCUCUCUGGUGUGUGAGGAGGUCAGACAGCUCUUCAAUGACUCGGAUGGAUUUGGCCUUCAGAAGAAAGCGAAGAUGUACAUUAAAGACCUGUGGAACAUUUUGGAUGUGCUGUCGAUAAUGCUUUUCAUCAUUGGCCUGGCUUGCAGGCUGCAGGCUUCUGGAACAGUGUUCUAUGUGGGUAAAGUCAUCCUCUGCAUCGACUUCAUCAUAUUCUGCUUGCGCCUGAUGGCCAUCUUCACCAUCAGCAGAACCUUAGGUCCUAAGAUUAUCAUUGUCAGGAAAAUGAUGAUGGAUCUGUUCUUCUUCAUGUUCCUACUCAGUAUCUGGGUGGUGGCCUAUGGAGUGGCCAAACAGGGCAUCCUCAUUCAGAAUGAGGAGCGUCUCAACUGGAUCUUUCGUGGAGCUGUGUAUGAGCCCUACCUCAUCAUCUUUGGGAACAUUCCAGCUAGUAUAGACAAUACACAGUUUACCAUGGACAGUUGUAGUGUAAAUGGCACAGAUCCUUUGAAGCCCAAGUGUCCAGUGCUGAAUGAUGAUAACAUUCCAGUCUUCCCAGAAUGGCUGACCAUCAUCAUGCUGUGUGUUUACCUGCUGUUUGCCAACAUAUUGCUUCUCAACCUCCUCAUAGCCAUCUUCAACUACACAUUCACAGAGGUGCAGGAUAAUACAGACACUAUCUGGAAGUUUCAACGUUAUGAGCUGAUAAAGGAAUACCACAGCCGUCCUGCUCUGCCCCCGCCCUUCAUCCUCCUGAGCCAUCUGUACCUGUUAAUCAUACAUGUGUUGCUGCGACGACCCACUGACAAACACAGGCACUUCAGGCAGGAGGUGAGUCAGGCAGAGGAUGAGGAGCUGUUAUCAUGGGAGUCAUUCAUGAAGGACAAUUAUCUGUCAUCUCUGAGGCAGGAUAAGAGCCAGAGUGUGGAGCAUCGCAUCCAGGACACAGUAGAAAAGGUUGAAACCAUGUCAGAACUACUGGAACGAGAACAUGACAGAGGUUCUGGUGCCGUGGCGAAAAGGCUGGCCCGGCUGGAGGAACAGGUCUCACAGUCCACUAAAGCUCUACAGUGGAUUAUGGACACUCUUCAAUCCCAGGGCUACAAAUCUAAACAGGAGGCACCAAUAAUGGCCUGUGCAGUGAAGAGCACUGAGAGUGACCCUUCAGAAUCUACUGGGCAUGAACCAGAGGAGGAGAAGACUCAUCACUUCUAUGCCCGCCAGCACUACUAUCCUGACAGUGCUGUUAAACGCUUCCCUGUGCCUGAGGAGAAAGUGCCUUGGGAGGUGGACUUCCCCCCUUACUAUCCUCCAAUUUACAAUCAACAAGAAACCCCAGAUUCAGAGAGUUCAGCCUUAGACAGCCACAGGAACCCUGCAGGGCGAACAGGAAUAAAGGGAAGAGGAGCUCUAAAAGGCCUUGGCCCUAAUCACAUUCUAGACCCAGUUAUCACAAGAUCUGAAGGCUCUGUGUUGGAGUUCUUGGCUGUCUGGGAGGAGACAGCAGGAUGCUGGACAUUCCCUGGGGGUCCUGCCCAGCCCGGAGCACCGUUACCCAAGAGGCUCGAAACAGCACUAGGGAAGAAGCUUUACCAGAAAAUCAAAGCCAAAAUAGAGUCAGGGACUGGCGUCAAAGAGGUCUACAAGGGUUAUGUAGAUGACAGCCGUAACACUGAUAAUGCCUGGGUGGAAACCACUGUAAUAACAGUUCAUUUCGACCGGCGGAGCCUGCUGACGGGUGAUGGCGGUGAGAUGGGCAGCUGCUCUGAGCAGUUCCAGUGGCAGGAGGUGAGCAGCAGAACAGCCGUGCGCCCAUACCAGCGAGAGGCUCUUCGUCUCAUCGCCCAGUUACACAACACCAACUUCUGAGUCUCAGGAAGACACAAACACUCUUGAUACCUCAGUGCUUCACCAGACAGAGCUACAGUACUACCCUGAAAGCAGUUAAGGAUCUGUUUAUCAUGUUCAAAACUAGCUCACUUUUUAAAGUUUGUUUUGCUGGCUGUAGUGCAGAACCAAAAUGUUUUUUUGUUUGGAAGGAAUGCAAUAAGAAUACAUAAGCCAUAUACAGUAGCUAUAAUAAGCUUACCAUACCAAAAAUCAUUUCUUUACUAGUACUUUGUUACAAGUUCUGUUGCCUUAAAGGGCUCAUAUCCUACAUUUUUGUUGUACUUUGUUCCCCCCUGAGGUCCACUUAUGAUGUCUGCGUGUACCAAUAUGUACCAUACUUUAUUUUUACAUGACCUUUUUCCAACUUUUCUUUGUCUGUAUGAUUUUCUUUAUCCUUUAAACAGACUGGUUUUGUUACUAUGCCCUAAAGACCAAAACAUGUAAAUGAUCCCUGUAUUGUGCCUUGUGCAAAAAGCAGUCUAGGCUGACAAACUUCUAAUAAUUUCAGUGUGACUGGAUGGGGCUAAACUGCUCUGGACACAAUAUCUUGAGCCCACUCUUCCAUGAACUGGGUGCACAUUUCAGACAGAAUUUUGUGCCUGGAUGCCUAUUAAGAAAAGUUAAGAUUGAGCUCUGGUGAUUUUGUUGGUCACUAAGAUUGUUCCAGUGUUCCAUCAUGUCUGUUGAACCGGUCACCUACAAACAUCCUACAGUUGUCAUCCUAGAGUGUGGGAAACACAAUGUUUGUGGAAGAUGGGCUAAAUUGCACAGGAAGUAUCUCCAGAGGCUGGUGUAAUCCAUAUAUGCCAGGAUUGGUAUGGUCAUUAAGGCAGGGGGAUGCAUAACUAAGCAUUAGGGGAGAAAUGAUGCGUGUAAAUAGCUUUUGCCACCUGAGAGCUUAACCUCAGACUUCAUACUGCACACUGCACCUCUUUCUGAUUCCUUGUUGCUUAUUUUAGUUUUAGUUGCUUACACAGCCUCAUUGCUGCCGCAUACAUUACAAUGAGACAGUCUUUUGCUCCUAUUACUCAAACCAGGUUUUCUAUCCUGAUCACUGUUUUACAGUGCUUUAGAUGCAUAGUGAAAUCAUUCAGCAUAGCUUUAACAUGUAUCUAGGCCAUUUAAAGCCAUAAGUAAUGGUAAAUUGAGUUGAUGUAAAAAAAAUAAAUACAUUAUUCCACAGAA